Molecule: messenger RNA, 1359 nt
Organism: Penicillium malachiteum
Lineage: Eukaryota; Fungi; Ascomycota; Eurotiomycetes; Eurotiales; Aspergillaceae
Product: wax synthase family protein
Exons: 1
Coding region: 1-1359 (452 amino acids)
Biological process (GO): lipid metabolic process
Source: RefSeq, a predicted model, not a curated record
AUGGCCCAUGACUUUUCAAGAAAUCUCAGCCUGAAAAAUGAGUUUGAGCUAGACUCUUUGUUGCAACAGGGCACCUUCAAACCGGUAUUUCUUUACCAGGUUAUUCUAUUCAAUUGCCUGCCUUGGGUUGCUCUGGUUAUACCUAAGCACCAUGGUGGCCAGUACCUUCGGCCAUUAGUCUUCGGACUCGGGGUUGCAUUUGCGCUUGAGCUUCUUAGAAACCACCGCGCUCUUCUUGGUGGAAAUGGAUAUUUGAUUGGCCUUAUCGCUGCCUGGUGGCUUGUAUGGGCCGCCACCCUAUUCUUGUUCUCUGAUGUUGAGCGUGAUUUUCAGCGCAUUGAGCGUAAUGACCCAGUGCGUAACUUGAAACUCGCCGAGAUUGAUGAACUGUCGAAACAGAUUGGAGAAACCGAUAAUAGAAUAUCCAUGUCAGACAAGGUCAAUUCCAACCAACACGCUCAAUUCCGCUGGCAAUCCUACCCAAGUACAUUCUUGCACCGGGUUGAGUGGUGUGCAGGGCUCUUGUUCAAUCUUCGUGGCCCCGAAUGGAAUUGGCGGGCCUCUCGUUUCGGCCCAUUGCCUCAAACUGUAUAUGCACAGCUGAAAUCUGGUUUCCUCUCGAACAAUUAUUCUGUGGAAGAGGAUGAAUCCUACAUUUCUACAAAGGAUUGCCUUCGGAAUGCAUUCCGAACAUUCCUCAUCUCCUAUAUGACUCUGGAUAUUUUGAAAGUCGUUAUGAUGAGAGAUCCCUAUUUCCGAGGCAUCACAGCAGAUGCAAUACCUCCCUUUCCGUUUAUAUUCCUUGCAUCAAUACCUCUUGGUAUUCGCUUUUACCGCUGUUUUAUCAGCUGUAUGGGUGUUUACGUCGCACUCAAUUACGUUACUUCAUUGAAUCCGAUUUUCUUCCUUGGGUUGUCUUUAGCGUACCCUAAUGCAUCAAGAAGGCUAACGGGUGCCCCCUUGGAUGAACCAUGGCUAUAUGCAGAAAGCUUCGGUCCUUUUAUUGCCCCGACUUUGGAACAAGGACUUGCAGGUACUUGGGGUCGCUGGUGGCAUCAACUUUUCCGAUACGGAUUUACCUCUCCUGGGCGUUGGGUCAUCUCCUUGUAUCCAAUUUCCUGGAGAAAAAGCGCAGCGGUGAAACGUGCCACAUAUCUCAUAGUUGCAUUUGCACUUAGUGGCAUCGUUCAUGCAUGUGGCAGUUAUACACAGUUUACAAAUACUAAACCUCUUAGUGGUCCGUUUCUGUUUUUUAUAUCACAAAGCGUUGCAAUCAUUGUCGAGGGGGUUCUUCAAGACCGUGAUCCUCCCAAUGCUUCAUUUACAAGCUAUGCCGCGAUGGUUAAGACGCACAGCUAA